AUGAGAGACACCGAAGAAGAAGACUGGGAAAGUGACAGAAGACGGAGAAGAAGAGGCCGGCCACAUCAAGUUCACCGCCGAGAAAGGACGAGGAGAGGCCGGCCUAACAGAGAACACGGCAGGGAAAGGCAACCGGUGGUCAUGGGGGCAACCCCUUUCCACCACUCGAUCCUUGGAGUACGACUACCAAAGCACUUCGACAAACUGACAGACAUGAGGUACGACGGUACCCAAGAUCUCCAGGAACAUCUAACGGCCUUCGAGGCCAGGAUGAACCUGGAAGGGGUAGGUGACGAAGUGAGAUGCCGGGCUUUCCCAAUAACCUUAGCUGGGCCGGCGAUCCGUUGGUUUAACGCCCUCCCCCAGGGCUCCAUAACCACGUUUGCCGACAUCAGUCUUUCUUUCUUGGCCCAGUUCACCACGCGCAUCGCCAAAGUAAAACACCCGAUUAACCUGCUAGGGGUGACGCAGCAAAACGGCGAACCAACCAGAAAAUACUUGGACAGAUUCAACGAUGAGUGCCUCGAGAUAGACGGCUUAACUGAUUCGGUGGCCAGCUUAUGCUUGACCAAUGGUUUGCUAAAUGAGGAUUUCCAAAAACACCUCACCACCAAGCCCAUUUGGACAAUGCAGAAAAUUCAGAACGUAGCCAGGGAAUACAUUAAUGAUGAAGAGGUAAGUCAGGUCGUGGCAGCCAAUAAACGGCAGCUCGCAUACCCUAGUGCCCGCCCAUCCGUUGGUAGUGAGAGGUCCAAGGAACCCUCCAGAGACGGAGGAACGGCCAAGACUUUCAAACCCUUUCCUCGUGUUGGGAAGUUCAGCAACUACACCCCCCUAACAGCUCCAAUCGUCGAGGUUUAUCAGCAAAUUGCCGACAAGGACAUCUUGUCGAAGCCCCGACAACUCAGGGACAGGACGGGAGAAAACAAAAACCUUUAUUGUGAUUAUCACAAGGGAUAUGGCCACAAGACCCAAGACUGCUUCGACCUGAAGGACGCCCUAGAGCAGGCCAUCCGGGAAGGAAAGCUGGCCGAGUUUGCCCACCUAAUAAGGGAACCUACGACACACAGAGGGACGACCCUUUGGAGGGACAGGCAGCGACAGCGCCAGGAUAAUACAAGAGCUGCACCACAGGGUGCAGAACUUGGAGCGAGAAGUAGCCAACCGUGA
Molecule: messenger RNA, 1170 nt
Organism: Arachis ipaensis
Lineage: Eukaryota; Viridiplantae; Streptophyta; Magnoliopsida; Fabales; Fabaceae
Source: RefSeq, a predicted model, not a curated record